This is a messenger RNA of Drosophila ananassae, 1224 nucleotides long. RefSeq lists its product as uncharacterized. Bases 241 to 876 code for a protein of 211 amino acids. NCBI's taxonomy places the organism in Eukaryota, Metazoa, Arthropoda, Insecta, Diptera, Drosophilidae. The transcript has 2 exons. The record is from RefSeq and is a predicted model, not a curated record.
GUGUACUUCACAUCACAGGCACCACGUGACACAUAGACGGACUCCUCGCGUCCCUGCUCUCCUGGACACAGAGAAUUCAGUCAAUGAAUGGAUCUGCCGAUCUGCCGAUCUACCACCUCCGACCCAAUAGUUGUGAUAACCCCACGUCGAUCGAUAAGCCUCCCGAGCUGAGAUUGAGUGGUCUGAUCAGGAGUUUUUUGGGCCUGGAAUCAGUCAAUCGUAUAUUAGUCCCUCGACGAGAUGUCUUUUUGCAUCGCAGCAGUCACAGCCAGUGCUCUUAUAAUCCUGAGCACCUUCUCCCUAGUCCAGAGCAACGUGACCUUCCACUUCUCCCUGGAUUUCAAUGACAAACAGCCUCCCAACUCGAGUGAGGUGAUCGAUAAGACCAUUCUGGUGGAGGACAAUGAGAUCACAAUGGUGGACAGUGAAGCUACAACUGCCUCACCAAUUGGACAGUGGUCGAAUGAGGACCAAUUCAACGACUUCACGCUGAAAAAUGUUCUUGAAACUAGGAGUCUUGUCCAGCAACUAAAUGCAGAACUCUCCCCGUUGGCUGGCAGAAGCAAUUACUUGGCCAGGACACUGAAGCUGAGCCUGCGAUACGUCAAUGCCGUGGAUGCCAGUCUCGAAAAUCUGACCAACUUUGGGCAGCUAGUGGAGCUGCUCAGAAAGUUUGUCAGCCUAAUAGACAUUCUGCGCGAUCCCUCUAAUUUUGGUGGUGCUCGCAGUUUGGAGUACGUACUCUUUAAACUGGUGCUGGAGAAGUACGAUAUCCCUAACAAACGGCAGGAAAUUGGAGAGUUACUGGAAAGGGCGGAGCAAGCGUGGCAGAGGUACCAAAACUCACAGGUGGUUAUCUUGGACAACUCAACCUGAGAUUUUAAAAUACUCAUCCACAGCACGCUUAAGAUACACUUUAGGAAUAGACUUAGGGUAGAGUCCUGAGGACAAAGACUUUGGCUGCACCAUCCUAAAGGCAGCCGGACUCCUAAACCGAAAAACCCAUUGAAGGGACAUCCUGUCCAUUAUGCAGUUCUAAUAAAACAAGAACCUAUAGAACGAACAGAACAGGUACUGGGUUGAAGGAGAGUGCAGGGGAAGGACAAGCCAUGAGGGGUUUAAUUACACCUGGAAAAACAUAAAACCAAUUAUUAAGCGUAUAAUUAGUUUUUACUAAAAUGAAAAUUGUUUCUCCAUAAGAAAUAAACAGCCUAAGAAAACAAA